UAAAAUAAAAAUAACAGAAAUACACGUCUCCCCGUUAAAAAAAAAGCUAAGGCCCUGUGAUUGUUUAUUGUAUUGCAUAAAAAAUUGCAUAGAAAUUUGUAAAUUGUACCUGGUGGCCAUUAUAAUUAUAGCGACUACUGUAUCAGGAAGUGCAUAUUCGUCACCUUUGAAAUUUUGGCUUGGCUCCAAAGUCUACAAAUUGUGAAAUUCAAGUUGUCCAUAACGUAAACAUAUUUUCGAGAGGUACAUAAUUUAUAAAAAUGCCCAUCGAUACCCGAGAACUGAUGAGUGCCAUUGCCAUUGUGGCUGAUGACCAAAAUGUCCGUGUGACAGUUAAGCAAUCUGGCAAAGGAGCAGCUAUCUGUUGCGCCUGCUCUUUUGCUGGUGGCAUGCUAUUGGGACCAGUUGGAUUAGCUGUAGGAGGAGCUGCCGGUGGCAUUGCUGCUUAUAAAUUGACCAGCGGUUCCUUCCGUCCAUUGGGUGAAAUCAUUUUAAAUGAUCUGACCGAUGCACAGCGUGAGCAAUUAGUUCAACAUGUCACUAAGGCAGUCCAGGAUGUACAUCCCACAGAUCUAGCAAUGCUGUUGCCCUUAAUUAUGAGCAAUGUGCCUGUGCAACAGGCUGUUCUAAAUACAGUCAUGUCCUUUGUGACUAACGAGUUAAGAAUGCAGAUUGUUGAUUGAUACUCGACAUCGAUAUGUUUGGGAUUAGCUAUUGUGAUUUUACAUAGUUUUAUUAAUAGUAAUAAAAAACUUUUUACCUUUAAAA
Messenger RNA from Drosophila willistoni, 768 nucleotides. Its product is annotated as protein C19orf12 homolog. The record is from RefSeq and is a predicted model, not a curated record. Lineage: Eukaryota; Metazoa; Arthropoda; Insecta; Diptera; Drosophilidae. Bases 261 to 683 code for a protein of 140 amino acids. The transcript has 2 exons.